AUGCCAGGACCGUCGGCUAAACAUACACUGUCCACGAAGAUCGACGAAAUCUUCAAGUCAUACGAAGCUCGCACUUCCAAACCGUCAGGAAGACAUAUUCCUUACAGGGCUGCCUGGUCUCCCGACACGAUUGAUAGCAGAAUGUACCUACUCAAUCUUCACAGAAGCAUUACGGACUACAUUGCAGAAUAUCUUCAAAACAAAGGGUUCCCUGUUAUCAUGUCGCCCUGGGUACCGGGCCAGCUUUAUGUGGUCUCAGAGAGUCCCUGGGCUAUUAGUUCAUCACUUCCGACCUCACACCAAUUCUCUGUGGAAGAAUAUUUUCUCAUCUCGGAUGAAGAACGUGCGGUUGUUGAACACUCACGAUUCCAACUGCCCAGCCCAGGGUGGGCAAGAAUAAAACAUGGCAAGUACAAGAAUGCUAUAGGCUAUGUCACCAGCUUGAAAUUGAAGGACGGACAAUCUGGACCUUUUGUCUCGCUCUUAGUUGCUUUACAGGACUUUCCCUAUGACAUGCCCAAGGGAUCUGUGGCGCUGCUAGACCGAUCUCGCCUUCCAGCUGGCAAGGAGUUAUCUGACAUCAUUAUCGAUCAAAAAGUCAUAGGAUGCUCGUACAAAGGAGAACAGUAUUACAUGGGGCUGUUGCUAAAAAAAUUUCACCGCGAUCUCUUAGACUUCGUAACCACGCCUCACCCCGACGAAAUCCGACUACACAUUCAGUCAGGAUGGGACACACCUUUCGUGAAGAUUACUCAGCAGGCAUUUUCGAUGGGGUUCCUGCGCACAGGCAACGCAGCCAGGGUCAUUACUGGAGAACUUGGUGCCGAGAUUGGUGAAGUCGUCUUGACAGACCACAACUCCGUGCGUUUGGAAUUCAACAUCGAUGGACACAAAACGCAAUGGGAAGUUUGGCUCCAGGACGUAGACCAUGUGUUUCGGGUCGGCGAUACCGUUCGAGUCGUAGCGGGUAUAUACUUGGGUCUAGAAGGUUACAUUGUUAGAAUGUCAGAUGAUGUAUUUCAUAUCUGUCAAGCCUCUACCAAUGAAGAGGUCGAGGUUCCAAAGUACUACGUGAAUCGUUGUCCUUUGAAACACACACUCCACGCACAGCUGCCAACACAGCAAUUUUUUGAACCUCCCCCUGACAUUGAUACCAUUUAA
This is a messenger RNA of Suillus plorans, 1161 nucleotides long. RefSeq lists its product as uncharacterized. NCBI's taxonomy places the organism in Eukaryota, Fungi, Basidiomycota, Agaricomycetes, Boletales, Suillaceae. The coding region runs from base 1 to 1161 and encodes 386 amino acids. The record is from RefSeq and is a predicted model, not a curated record. The transcript is spliced from 3 exons.